Molecule: messenger RNA, 6309 nt
Organism: Seriola aureovittata
Lineage: Eukaryota; Metazoa; Chordata; Actinopteri; Carangiformes; Carangidae
Gene: hectd2
Product: HECT domain containing 2
Exons: 22
Coding region: 538-2814 (758 amino acids)
Biological process (GO): protein polyubiquitination
Molecular function (GO): ubiquitin protein ligase activity
Source: RefSeq, a predicted model, not a curated record
GUGUGUGUGUGUGUGUGUGUGUGUGUGUGUGACGCUGCCUUCCCCGCCUCUGCUCUCCAGGCGGCGCCUCCUCCUCCUCCUCCAAACAUGGCGCCGGCCCGCAGCUGUGCUGCCUCCCCGACAGACGACGCAGAGAGGGACAGAGAGAGGAGAAGAAGACGCGGGUAGAAACUCCUCAACGUCUUUUAAACUCUUGUAAACACGAGCAGGACUGGACUCUGGCGCUUUGAAGUGUCCGCCGGAGAUUUUACGCGCGGCUUUUGGAGACGUUGACGCGUCGGGCUGCGCGCGUGACGGAGAACCCACCUGUCGGACGAAGGUAGAUCUCGCUCCGUUUCUUCUAGGAUGUGAAUCUCCCUGAUUUAUGUGAAGUAACGGAGCAGACCGAGCGGAGCAGACGGGCAACUCGGGGUCAGAGCUGGCGCUGGUGAAGAACAUGUGCAGCCCUGUGAGGAGCGGGAACACCGCGGCUGUAAAGGACUGAGUCUUUCCAGGGAAAAAAACAACUUUUUCCACAGAGUGUUCCACGGCCGGAGGAUGGAUGGAGAACAUUCUGCGCUGUCAGGAGUGGAGAGGGAGAGAGACAAGCUUCCACCCAUUUACCACAGCUCGCCUCCAGCUGGUUUGGGGCGAGGAGCCAAGCAGCCGUUUCCAUCUCUGGGCACCUUCAUCUCCACACUGAGCCAGCGGAGGGAUGCAGGGGGGCGGGGCUUGGCGGGCACCCUGAGCGGCACCCUGGGGCUCAGGCACGGGAGAGAGCUGCCUCCGAUCUGCAGCGAUGUUCGUCAGAAGCAGCGCCUCUCCAUCGACACUCUGCCUCCAGAGGUCAAAGCUCCGUUCCCCUCUGACCCCAUCAUCCCCCUGCGCACCAAGACCACCAAGGAGUUUCAGGAGGACAUGGAGCGUGCCGUCCAAUCAGGGGACUGGAGGGAGGUCCGAGAGUUUUACCUGACCACUUUCGACUCCUUCAUAGAAAUCAAUGCUGCCUUCAAGCGAGAGGCGAACGGGUCAUUUAACACCAUAGACGACUCGGGAGUCAACGCCAAGUUUGUCAACGCCGUUUACGACGCGCUGCUCAGCACACCUCAGGACAUCCAGAAGUCGGUGUUGAAAGGGAUCAUCAACAGCCUGCUGAGGGAGUGGAAAGGGCCUCGGACGAAGGACGACCUGCGAGCGUAUUUCAUCCUGGUUCAGAACCCCCAGUACUCGAGCACCAGCACUUACGUGAUCUACGCUCACCUGCUGAGGCAGAUCGCAGCUUUGUCCGAGGCCGACCACCACUUCCUGGUUCACUGGCUUAAAAAGCUGUCAGCACGGCGCUUCAGGCAGCUGGUAGAGCGCCUCCUGCAGUUCAUCUCCACCCGUCUGUUUCCUGCAGAACCAGACGAACUUCCUCCUCUCGCCAAGUGCUCCUGGUGGAUUCCCUCCGCCACCAAAGUGCUCAGCCUCUUCAACGCAGCCAACAGCGUCUCCUCUCCUCCCAUCAUGCCUUUCACCGACUUCUACAACAUCACUCUUGAGCACAUCGACUUCAUGGAGGAGUACAGGACCUGGCAGAACUACGGCAACUCAAACAGAUUUUCCUUCUGUCAGUUUCCCUUCAUCCUCUCAACGGUGGUGAAGAAAGCCAUCAUCCAGAAAGACUCCGAGCAGCAGAUGAUCAGUCAGGCCAGGCAAAGCCUGGUCAGUAAAGUUUCUCGCAGGCAGAGAGUGGACAUGAACCUUCUGUUCCUCAACAUCAAAGUACGACGAGCGCAGCUCCUCAGCGACUCACUGGAUGAGCUGACGAGGAAGCGGUGCGACCUGAAGAAGAAGCUGCGGGUGACGUUUGUCGGGGAGGCGGGGCUAGACAUGGGCGGCCUGACGAAGGAGUGGUUCCUGCUGCUGGUGCGACAGAUCUUCCACACAGACUACGGGAUGUUCACCUACAUGAAGGACUCGCGCUGCCAUUGGUUCAGCAGUUGGAAGUGUGACAACUACUCUGAGUUCCAGUUGGUCGGGACUCUGAUGGGCUUAGCAGUUUACAACAGCAUCGCUCUGGACAUCCACUUCCCUCUCUACUGUUACAGGAAACUCCUCACUCCACCCACUGUACCAUGUGACCAGAAUGCCCUUGUCGGCAUGGCAACCGCCACCCUGGACGACCUGCAGCAGAUCAUGCCAGAGCUGGCUCACGGGUUGGGAGAGCUGCUGAGCUACGAGGGGAACGUGGAGGAGGAUUUCUACCUCACCUUCCAGGUGUUCCAGGAGGAGAUGGGCGUCGUCAAAUCCUACAACCUGAAGCCCGGUGGAGACAAAAUUCCUGUCACCAAGCAGAACAGGAAGGAGUACGUCCAGCUCUAUGUCGACUUCCUGCUGAAUAAAUCCAUUUAUAAGCAGUUUGCUGCCUUUUACCACGGCUUCCACAGUGUGUGUGCCUCUGACGCGCUCAUGCUGCUGCGGCCGGAGGAGGUGGAGAUGUUGGUGUGCGGCAGCCCGGAGCUCGACAUGAGCGCCCUGCAGAAAGCCGCUCAGUACGAAGGAUACGGCAAGACGGACUCCACCGUCCGGUGCUUCUGGGACGUGGUGUUGGCCUUCCCCCUGGAGCUGCAGAAGAAGCUCCUCCACUUCGCCACAGGAAGCGACCGCGUCCCCGUCGGAGGAAUGGCCGACCUCAACUUCAAAAUCUCCAAGAUCGACGUUCCGACCGACUGGUUGCCGAUCUCUCACACCUGCUUCAAUCAGAUCUGUCUGCCUCCGUACCGAACCAGGAAGGAGCUCAAACACAAACUCACCAUCGCCAUCUCCAACGCUGAGGGCUUCGGCCUGGAGUGACCGGCCUACACACACACACACACACACACACACACUCUCAUUCGCACUAUUAGCAAACGCUAGCUAUCUGUUCGCCACAGCUACCACAACGCGCCUUAUGUAUCUCUGUAGCGGGAAGGAGCUUCUAGCGUCAGACAUCAUGAUAAUGGACAUUGAUGCGGUUUGUUUCGGUACAUCGGGGGUCGGACUCGUCAAUUUGCCGAUGUUGAACUUUUCAAAUCUGCAGCAGGUGAAACGGGAGCUUCCUCCUGACACUAUAAAUUCUUUGAUUUGCACACGGACUGUGUUCGUCGAUUGUAAGACAGAACUGAAGGAAUAUAAACCAAGAAGAAGAAGAAGAAGUUCUCAUUUCAGUGACAGAUCACCUUCCAAAAACUUUACGGGUCAAAUUCAUAAAUGAUAUUUCAAAUGUUUCUGCUCUCGUACCACUGAAAACAUAUCACUCCUACUGGAUCAGGUCGUUCCCCCGGUCCUCGCUCUCUAAAACUUAUAUCACCAAAGUAAUUAAACUAUUCUUAAAAUAUAAAAUGCUGCUCGUUCUCUCAGGAAAUUAAGAUCAAUAUCAAUUAUUUUCCCACCUCUUACAUUAACCCUUGUGAGUUAAAAAAAAAUGCUCAAACUACAGUUUUUAAUCACCAACAUUACGUCAUUGAGUAUUCAGUAAGAAUUGAAUUUAAUUGUGAGCAGCAAUAAGAUCCAGUGCGAGUAAAAUAUGAAGGUAAAUGAACUGAAAUCUAAGAAUCUGAGUUUUGAGGUGAUGGGUUUGAUAUUUCUGACGUCAGCGCUUCGGUGACUGUUUAAAUAUAUUUGUAUGAAGACGUAGUAAAUGUGUUUUAUAUGGUUUUGCUUUGUUUGCAGCACACUGUCAGGAUAUAAAGCUUUGCUGGGAGAAGAAUAAUAUUGUGUAUCAUGAGAUGUAGAUUGUCUUGUGAAUAGUUUUCCUGUUGUUUUUUUGACAUUGCCGCCUGUUUCACUGAACAAAAGGCCGCAGCACAAAUGUUUUAAUGUUGUUUUGAAUGUUGUGAUAUUAUGACACAGCUGAUCCAGAGCUGUUGAUUUAUAGAUCAGUGUUUGGUUUGACGUUGUUUUUUUUAAUGUCGUGUCUUUGCUGCCGUCAGACGGAGAAACGAGCAGCAGACGCUGCAGCUCGAGUGUAGAACAGACGAUGAGAGUAGAAAAGUCCUGUUCUGUUAUUAACAUGUUGAUAAUCAUUGUGGUUAUUUGAAUAUUGAUAUGUUCCGGUUAUUGUGGCAAAGCCUUCACACACUAUGCUUGAGUUAAGAUGACAUUAUCGGACAAAUCUCAGAGACACAAACCCGCCACUCGUCCUCUGAAAAUCCAAAAUAACUCAUGUCUACCUCAUAAUGGCCCCGUGCUCACUGCUGCCACUGGUGGUCAAAAAUUAUAUUCUAGCAAUAUUUAAUUAAAUUAUAAUUUAAAUGUUCUGCUUUUCAAAACAAAUGGAAAAUAUUAUUGAUAAAUUGGUGAAAUAUGACUUGUGGCCACCAGAGGCAGCACCGUGCGCAACUCUGAAAAACAAAACUUCAGUAAUGGCGAUCUUAUCCUGUAGCAGAAGGUGUGGACAUAACAUUCAUUCUCAUCACAAUUUCCUGUUUGUCAGAUCAGAAAAUAUUAAAUUAAAGACUCCUAAGACCUGGAAGUAAAUUAGCAUUUUAGCAUUUUAGCACCUCUGGUUCCCUCGUCCUGAAGUCUCUGUGUUUUUAGUUAGAUGUCUGAAGUUUCUGUGUUUAACACAAGCUCGAGACAUUUUCACGUUUUAUUCUACGACAUAAAAUACGUCAGUAAGUUUCUUUAAGCAUAUCCGUCUGUAAAAAAAAAGGCCGGUUGCUAACGAGUGUCUAAAUGAGACGACAGAGCUAUCUGUAGGUUCUACUAUUGCUACAUAGCUAGCGUUAGCAUUAGCAGAGAGCAAGAUGAUCCUGCUGAACUAAACCUGUCAGGAUCAGAAACAUGUUUAUUUUCUGCAGUACAAAAGACAACAGAAAAAUCUCAACGAAAAUACAUCAUCCCUGCAGCUCUGUAAAGCUGUGUCUCAGUUCAGGGGACAACAUAUCCCAAGAUUCAUAGCGCUCCUUACAGUCUAUGUCUAUUACAAAAAGGUGAACUCUGUAGACCAAACCGUCUCAUUUCUGUUCGGCAUUCGUGGUCUAUGUGGUUUCCCGAGGCCCCUGAAGGUCUCUGAAGGACGUGGCCCCUGAGUUGGGAAACAGCUUAUCGCACAUAAUCAGACAAACACGAUUUAAGUGCCACAAAGUUCUGGUGGGAUCCAAACCCUCUGCCUCUAAUGAAGCUCUCUGGAGCUUCUCAUGGUUUUCGUGCCACUGAUGUCUCUCUUUCUGUCUGUGUCGUCCAGAGCGGGGACAGCACUGUCUCAUGUAAGGUUGCCACGGUAACACGCCUAAAGUCCCCAAAAUAAAAAACGAUCUGGCAAGAAAAACCAAGUAACCAAGCAACGGUCAAGCAGCUUGUAUGGCUGCACCGCUGAGACUUACACCAGCCAGAUCUGGGUCACCCAUUCACCCAUUCACCCAUUCACCCAGUCUCACUGAGCGUCUAUAGGGUCUGAGAAAGAUCCUGGUACAACAGCGGGUUCUUUCUGGCGGUUAACGACAAGUCAGCAGGAGCUGGAGCCAGGAGACGCUUCAGUCCAAGCAUCUGUCUGAGGAGGACUUCAUGCUGCAUUCACGGCACGUCGGAACUAUCGGAAAAAAGAAAAAAGGAAAAGGAGCUGCUGACGGGGAUAAAAACAUGUCAGCAUCCUGGUGCUGAAUACAAAGAGGGAGAGGGAAAUGUCGGAGGAGCAGCAGUUCGGACAAAUGGGAUCAUGUAAAUGUCAAAGUGUUGUUGUUUUGUUGUUGUUGUUUUAAUGUUGAUCUGAACCAGGUCUGUUGUUUGUUAAAGGGACCAAACUGUGUCAGGUUAUACAGUGGGACGGCGGAGAAAAGACCUUGUCGAAAAUCUGUUUGAAAAUAGUUCAGAUGGAUUCAGAGGAUUUGAUGAGAUAUAAAUAUUUUCACUUGUCAGGUGUUUGAAAUGUAAGAGCAGAGAAACGUCAUGUAGCGACAGCUGCAAACCUUCAGGUCCAGAUGUUCUCUACACUGAGUCGACCAAACAUGACCCAUUUUCUGAAUCCUGUCGAGCUUCUGUUGCCCAAGUCUUAUAUAAUACUGUACGUACUGCCGUGUUUCCACAAGUAUUUACAGUAAAAGUUGACGAGGGGUCGUUCCCCUCUAGAAAAAACCUUUUCUGUCUUUGCUUCUUCUCUGUUUCUUUUGUUUAGAUGCUUUGGGUUCGUGCUCGUCCUCACAUUCACACUGGGAGCUGCACAGAACAGCUGCUGCUUUACAGUUCAGAGGACCAGUGUUUGUGUCGGUGUUCGUUUCAUGACGUUAACAAACAAAAGAAAAGUGACGUCCUGUUUAUCCAGAGUCGGAGAAAAUAUUAAACAUUUGUAUUAAAUUUUGUCAUAAUAAU